GUCAGUGAAUCAUACACUCACAAGAUUCAGCCAUCGGAGACGAUUUUCGAGAUGUCGAUUCCGCCGAGACCCACCGACCCUCGUUCCCCGAAGAGGCAAAGAUUCCCUCCUGUCGUUGAAGACGACGAAUCAUCAGAAGACGACGAGGAUUACACCGCCGCAAGUGUCGACGAGGAAGAAGACGACGAAGGCGACGACAGCGACGAUUCGGAAGCCGCAAGCGUCGCCGAGGAGGAAGCGGUACGAGGAGAAGAAACAGUGAUCGGAAUCGCAGUUGGUGUAACGGAGGCACAACCUGCAAGAUCUGUAAGCAGUUGCAGCCCGAGUUCUUCUUCAUCGCCGCAACAACAAUCCAUAAAGCUGAAAAGUUCCGAUGUUCUCGAUUGUCCCACUUGCAACGAGCCACUCAAGAGACCAAUCUAUCAGUGUACUAAUGGGCAUCUAGCUUGUUCUUCAUGCCUCCAUAAACUGAGGAAGAAAUGCCCGUUCUGCAGAUUAGACAUCGGUGACAUUCGAUGCAGAGCCUUGGAGAUUGUCCUCGAAGCAUCCAUAGUCCCUUGCCGAAACACAGUACACGGGUGUACUGAGACCACCUCGUAUGAUACUCAAUCAAAGCAUGAGAAGGUGUGUAUUUUCGUCCGGUGCUCUUGCCCUUUACCUAACUGCAGCUACAUCGGCUCCUACACUGAUGUCGAGAGCCACACUCGUUCUGUACACUCUUGGGACUCGGAUAACUUCAUCCCGUUUGUGCUGGAUAGUCCUCAGAUCUUUAGCAUGAACCUCCGUAAGCAGAAGACGACUGUUUUUCAGGAAGAGAAGAAGGGUGAUUUGAUUGUGGUUCAAGCUUUCAAAGGAUCGGACGGUGUGUACAUGACCGUGAGCUCUAUCUCGCCAUUGACUCCGGGAUUACCCAACUUCUCAUGUAGUCUAGCUAAACUCAACUCGUAUACCACGCUAAGGCUUGGAUUGAUGGUGAAGAAGAUUCAGAAAGUUGAAGAGCAACUAGAGAAGCCUGACGUGAGCUUCAUGUUGAUUCCAACUUAUAUGUUGAGUGGUGAUCACUUGAAGCUGCAAAUUUGCAUCGGUAGGGAAUAUAAGUAUGUUCAUAUCUAAGAAAGAUGUGUUGAGUCUUCUCCUCUUCACUGAAUCAUCAUAAAACUUCUCUAACGGUGAACUUUUUGUUGUAACAUUCAAUUUCAGUGUUUGUUUGAAGUCUCCUUGCAGUGUUUUGCUUAGUUUUGAAAUUGAAAUUUCAGCUUAUUAU
Messenger RNA from Eutrema salsugineum, 1264 nucleotides. Its product is annotated as E3 ubiquitin-protein ligase SINA-like 5. Gene Ontology annotation, molecular function: zinc ion binding. Lineage: Eukaryota; Viridiplantae; Streptophyta; Magnoliopsida; Brassicales; Brassicaceae. The coding region runs from base 52 to 1113 and encodes 353 amino acids. The record is from RefSeq and is a predicted model, not a curated record. The transcript is spliced from 2 exons.